AUGGAGGAGGGUAGCAUGGGCGAGUUGGAAAUGCAGCCUUGCCAGGCCAGGCACAGGUUGAGCCUGGCGAAUAUACUCUGGAUGCUCAAGUUCGAAAAGGUCUUCCGACUGUGGGCGGCAGAUAAAUUAUCACCUUGCAUUAAAAUGGUCGAAUCCAAUCCUCGACAAAAAGGCCGUUCCAAGGCUGUAUCUGAACAAGCUCCGUCCCUCCCCUUCCAGCAAGACGAUCCCCUUCCUCCUCUCGAAAAUAUCCUGCCCUGCCCUGCACCCAACUGGGUUGCCUAG
Molecule: messenger RNA, 285 nt
Organism: Nannizzia gypsea CBS 118893
Lineage: Eukaryota; Fungi; Ascomycota; Eurotiomycetes; Onygenales; Arthrodermataceae
Exons: 2
Coding region: 1-285 (94 amino acids)
Source: RefSeq, a predicted model, not a curated record